Messenger RNA from Limulus polyphemus (Atlantic horseshoe crab), 3438 nucleotides. Its product is annotated as zinc finger protein OZF-like. Lineage: Eukaryota; Metazoa; Arthropoda; Merostomata; Xiphosura; Limulidae. The transcript has 2 exons. The record is from RefSeq and is a predicted model, not a curated record. The coding region runs from base 499 to 2001 and encodes 500 amino acids. Gene Ontology annotation, biological process: regulation of immune system process; negative regulation of transcription by RNA polymerase II; regulation of cytokine production.
UUCGACGCUAGACGAACAGAAAAAACUUCUUGACAUUUUAUUUGAUGCUAGUAUUAACGGUGGGCUUUAUGCAGUAUUUCAGGCAAGUCAAAAAAAAAAAGAGAGAAAAAAGAAGCAGAUAAAAAGGCUGAAUUUUGAGCCAUGGUGUGAUAGUACUAGUAUAGAGAAAGAGGCCCUUUGGUGAAUGUAUUAUACUUAUAGCAAGAUUCUAGAAAAAGUCAGUUGUCAACUUUAACACCUGCUGCCAUGUUCUUUUUUGGUUCAAAGGUGGAAGGGAUUACGAGAAAACAUAAUUUAUGUCUUAUAGGUUUGUUGAAAUAAAAGGUUGGGUUCACUUUGUUUUGACGUUUUAAAGGAAGGUAAACACAAGUGAAGGAAGGUUAAAAAAUAUUCUCAAGAAGUACAUGGUAUUUAAGCUGCAGGAAACUUAUUCAGUUAUCUUUUCAUAUUACAAAGUUAUCAAAUAUUUUUGUAUUAUAGUCAACCAGCUAUAAAGGUAUGAAUGAAAAAAAUACAAAUGAGGUAGAAUGGGCAGUCAAAUGUGAAUAUUGUGACCGUAAGUUUAAAAGAAAUGUGGAUAGAGACAGACAUGCAAAAACGCACACAAAGAAAACAACUCUACCAUGUGGAAUUUGUGGUAAGGAGUUUUAUUAUAGACAUUUGGACUCUCACAUGAGGAUACAUACAGGUGAGAAACCUUUCAGUUGUGAAGUAUGUGAUACUAAGUUCACCCACAAGUCAAAUUUAAAUAGGCACAGAAAACUUCAUGAUAAAACUGUUCAGUUUAUUUGUGUUGUGUGUGGUAAACCAUUUUUGUCACGUUAUGCCUUAGGUCAACAUUGGAAAUACCAUAUUGGUGACAAAUCAUUUAAAUGCUCUAUUUGUGGUAAAGGAUUUAGUGAAAACAAGGAUUUGAACAUUCAUAAAAGAAUUCACAGUGGUGAAAAGCCUUAUAAAUGUGAGUUAUGUGACAAAAGGUUUACACAAAUUGGCCAUCUUACAACUCACAAGAGAACACAUACUGGAGAAAAGCCAUAUGUAUGUACUGUUUGUAGUAAAGGUUUCACUACUAAUUCUUCCCUCAGCACACAUACCCGAAUUCAUACAGGUGAGAAACCUUUUGGUUGUGAUUUUUGUGGCCAUAGGUUUACAAGGAGUGCUAAUCUCUUGUGUCAUAUGCUUGUUCAUACAGAUGAAAAAAAAUUUGAAUGUAAUAUUUGUGAGAGAAAGUUCAAGGACAAAGCAUCUUUGAAAAAACAUAUAAAAACCCAUUCAGGAGACAAACCCUUCAAAUGCGAUACCUGUAGUAAAACAUUCAUGUCAAAGACGUAUCUAUCAUCACAUAGAAGAAUACAUGCUGGUGAAAAACCUUACAGAUGUGAUGUCUGUAGUAAAAAUUUCUGUGAUGACUCCAGCUUACGGAAGCACGCCAGAAUGGUUCAUAGAAAUGAUGCUAUGUUUCAAUGCAGUUUAUGUAACAACAAAUUUUCUCAAAAAGUUCUGCUGAUUAAUCACAUGCCAGUCCACAGUUGUGAAGAAGGACCAUAUAAGUGUAAUACAUGUGAAGAUAUUUUUGAAGAUAUUCCAUUAUUAGUAAAACACAUAAAAUCUCAUACAUUAAAAAAACAGUAUGUGUGUAAAGUUUGUGGAAAAGGGUUUUGUUUUUAUGGAAAACUUGUAUUUCAUAUGCAAACACACACAGGUGGAAGACCUUUUCAGUGUAUUAUAUGCAGUGAAACCUUUGUGAGAGUUUUGUAUUUGAGAAAACAUAUAGCUAAACGACAUGGGGAUAAAGCCCUUUACAAUGCAUAUGCAAAUUCUAAUUUCAAUGAUGUUACAGCUGCUGUAGAGGAUUCUGAAACUGCAGAAGCUUCAUUUACAUCUGGAGAAAAUACAGAAGAAUUACCAAGUGAAUUAGUUGAACCAAUUGUUAAAUUAGAGAUCAGGGAUGAUUGUUAUCAAUGUGAAUAUAAUAAACAAGGUGAAGAUUUACAAAAUUAGGCAGCCAAAAUAUAAGAUUAAAUGAUAAACAGUGGUAAAAUGAACUAAAAAGUGAGGGGAGGGGAAUUAAUAAGGUAGAAGAUAAAGUAUUUUCCUCAAAAAUUAAAUAAGAAAAUUAUUAUAAACCAGAUAACUAAACUUAAUAAUUAGAAAGAAGAGUCUAGAUUACCCAGUAAAGAAAAUUAUCAAGGUUUCUCAGUAUUAUGUAGCUUAACAUAGAGGUGAAGCUACAUUUAACAUUUCGAAACUUAGCAUUACAAGCUUUUUUUUAUACAGAAGUCUCCUAGAGUGGUGUGAAUUUAUAUUGCAUGAUGCCCUGAACAAAAAGGCUUUUUCACAUUGUUCAUUCUAUUGCUGGAAAAGCACUCCCAGUAAGUUUUUGAGGAGUAACUCAAGUACCUGAAUAUCCUGAACUAUACACAUACACACAAACCCUCAGUCACACACAUAGUAAUAAACAUUUAAAUUAAUGUAACAGUAUAUGUAUAUUAAACACUUUCAUUUCAUGACAACAUUUAUCUAAACUAUGAUUUCUUUAUCAGUUUAUAUGUGGCGUACUCUACAUGUUAUACUGUAAAAAUCCAUGAAACUAGAUAUUAAAGACCAUAAAAUGUACGAACAUAUUCAAAGAGCUUAGAAGCAAAAUGCCAGUUCUGAGGAAACAGCUGCCAAUGGCAUCAUAUUACUGAAUAUGCAACAUUUUGACUAUAAUGUCCUAUUUAAUGCAAAGAAUUUUGUCCAAGAAUAAUAUUUAUUUUGUAUUAUUUGAAUAAGUUCAAUUUUUUAAGUUUUAAUAUAAUUUGCAAUGGUUUCAUUUAAUGAAAUGGCCACUUGAUUUCAUAGCAUUUUUUGUGAAAAUUAUAGGAUAAAAGAUUUUCUCAAAAUGGUAAAGUUGUAUAUACCGGGUUUUGCUUCUAAGCUCUUCACACACAUGCACAUAGAUAUGUACAUAUAUAUUUAUACUCCAAUUUAUUUAUUUUUCACUCUUAAAAGUACCUUAAAAGACAGGGAAUAUGGUGGAUCAGACAUUUAUGGAUUGUGAUAUUACUAACUUUUCAAAAAUGCUCUGAGUAUGGUAUGUAGGUGCUGUGUCUACAAAACAAUGCACUUAAUGGAGAUACAGUGAAUACUGUAGACUUAAAUUUAUAGAAAUUAUGCAAACAAUUGGGUCAUCAAUGCAUUGUAUUUCACUUUCUCAAUUUGGAAAUCCCAGAAAUUUUUGUUUUUCAAUGUUAAAUAAAAGCAGAAUUCCAAAGUUAUAUUCUACUUUUUAAUGUGUGUUUUGUGGGACUGGGAGGGCACAAGUUGAUUUUUCUACAAUUCUGUUAAUUGGAGAAGAAAAUGUCUACAUUCUUGUAUUAAUGUGACAUUCUGUUUUGUCCAUAAAAUGUACAGAAUACAUUCUUAACAAGGAACAUAAAUUGCAUGUAAAAAGUA